Messenger RNA from Megalops cyprinoides (Indo-Pacific tarpon), 1847 nucleotides. RefSeq names its product par-6 partitioning defective 6 homolog beta (C. elegans) (gene pard6b). The record is from RefSeq and is a predicted model, not a curated record. Gene Ontology annotation, biological process: regulation of cellular localization; centrosome cycle; establishment or maintenance of cell polarity. Gene Ontology annotation, molecular function: protein kinase C binding. The transcript is spliced from 3 exons. Gene Ontology annotation, cellular component: cell cortex; apical plasma membrane; nucleus. NCBI's taxonomy places the organism in Eukaryota, Metazoa, Chordata, Actinopteri, Elopiformes, Megalopidae. The coding region runs from base 259 to 1392 and encodes 377 amino acids.
ACGGUAAGGCUGAGUAUGUAUGUGUAUGAGAGGAUAGGAGAAGAGAGUUUGAGAGCAGGUUGUUGUCAAGGCGGAGACGUCGAUAUCCCCAGAGGAAGACAACGCGAAGAUCUAGCUACCCUACCGGCUCAAGUCGCGGACACAUACUUGGGAUAGUAUACAGAGACAAUUAAGGCACAAAAGGAGGAUUGAAAGUCGGACGAGGGCAGCCCCGGUGAGGGCAAGAGUGAGUUACAGUGGGGGUCCUGGUAGUGAAAGAUGAACAAAAAUCACCGAGUGCCGAGCAACCGAUCUCUAAGCGCCGUAGAGGUGAAGAGCAAGUUUGGUGCCGAAUUCCGCCGGUUCUCCCUGGACCGCUCAAAACCGGGUAGAUUUGACGAGUUCUACGGACUCCUGCAACACGUGCACCGCAUUCCCAACGUAGACCUGCUGGUGGGCUAUGCCGAUGUCCACGGAGACCUGCUGCCCAUCAACAACGAUGACAACUACCACAAGGCCAUCUCCACCGCUAGCCCACUGCUACGCCUCUUCCUUCAGAGGAAAGAAGAGGCAGAUUACUCUGCAUUUGGGACGGACUCUCUGACCCGGAAGAAAACGGUCCUCUCGGCUGUCCUUCUGCGGCCCGACAACAACCGGAAGAAGCCAGCGGUGAUCAUCAGCCUGCCGCGAGAUUUCCGGCCCGUGUCCUCCAUCAUUGAUGUGGACAUCCUGCCGGAGACACACCGCCGCGUGCGGCUCUACAAGCACGGCCAGGAGAAGCCCCUGGGCUUCUACAUUAGGGACGGCUCCAGUGUCCGCGUCACACCGCAGGGGCUGGAGAAAGUGCCCGGCAUCUUCAUCUCGCGCAUGGUGCCCGGCGGCCUGGCGGAAAGCACGGGACUACUGGCCGUCAACGACGAGGUGCUGGAGGUCAAUGGCAUCGAGGUGUCGGGGAAGUCUUUGGACCAGGUAACAGACAUGAUGAUCGCCAACAGCCACAACCUCAUCAUCACCGUGAAGCCUGCCAACCAGCGCAACAACGUGGUGCGGAACAGCGGGGGGGCCUCGGGCAGCUCGGGGCGGUCCUCCGACAGCGGCGCCAGUCGCUACGGCUACCAGCCCGCCGCCGCGGCCUCUGCCUCCGCCACGCACAUCAUCCAGAACUUCCGGCCCGAGGAGCUGGAAAGCGACGAGGACGAGGAGGAUUUGGUGAUCGAGGUGGGCGGCGAAGCCAAGCCCAUCCCCCGCGCCGCCUCCGCUAGCUGCAGCAUGCCCUCGCUGCCGCGCUACGAGCCGCACCUGGGCCUGAGGGCCAACGGCACCCUGACCGCCAGCUGCAGCGCGGGCUCACUGAGCGCGCCUGAGGGCGAGCGGGGGGCGCUGGAGGAGGACGGAACCGUCAUCACACUGUAGACACACACACACACACACACGCAGAGGUGCGCCAGCACCAACUUCAAACUGUCAGUACUGAACCACAGAGCGCUUGUUCCUCGUAUGAAGAGGAAGCUCCCGUGUUCCCAUGGAGGACGAUGGGAGCGCUUCGUCAAUGUCUGGAGCCGUGGACGAGUACACAUACCUGCAGCUUCUGAUCUCCUAACAUCCGAGUUAAGGCAUUAGACAAAAGGCAACAAACAGUUAAAGAACUACUGUACAUGGACAUUGUUUACUCUGACAAUCUGGUAUCGCCUUGGUACUUUCGACUCAUGAGUCAUGUGAUUACGGCAUGCAAAUUGUGAUGACAAAUUACUUCCAUAGCAUAAAUUACUAUAGUGUAAACGACCGAGAAAAGUAGGGUCUGCAAUAAUCGUAGUAUGGGUGAGGAAACAAUUAAGGAUCAUGGAUUUAGCUGGACAUAUAACUGGACA